This is a messenger RNA of Chrysochloris asiatica (Cape golden mole), 5220 nucleotides long. RefSeq names its product periplakin (gene PPL). NCBI's taxonomy places the organism in Eukaryota, Metazoa, Chordata, Mammalia, Afrosoricida, Chrysochloridae. The transcript is spliced from 22 exons. Gene Ontology annotation, molecular function: cadherin binding; structural molecule activity. Gene Ontology annotation, biological process: intermediate filament cytoskeleton organization; wound healing. The record is from RefSeq and is a predicted model, not a curated record. Bases 1 to 5220 code for a protein of 1739 amino acids. Gene Ontology annotation, cellular component: intermediate filament; membrane; cytoplasm.
AUGUCCAUCUCCAACAAGGAGCUGUCGGAGCUGAUUGAGCAGUUGCAGAAGAAUGCCGACCAGGUGGAGAAGAACAUUGUGGGCACAGAAGCCAAGAUGCAGAGCGAUUUGGCCCGGCUUCAGGAGGGCCGGCAGGUAGAGCACCGGGAUGUGGCCCUACAGAAGGUGUCGGAGUCAGAGAAGCUGCUGUAUGUGCUGGAAGCCGACGCAGCCAUUGCCAAGCACAUGAAACAUCCCCAAGGAGACAUGAUCGCUGAGGACAUCCGGCAGCUGAGGGAGCGUGUGACCAAGCUACGUGGGAAACACAAGCAGAUCUACAACCUGGCAGUGAAGGAGGUGCACCCAAAGGUCAACUGGGUGUCGCUGGUGGAUGAGAAGCUGGACAAGCUGAGCAGCCAGAGCUUUGGGACGGAGCUACCGUUGGUGGAUCAGCAGGUGGAACAACACAACAUCUUUCACAACGAGGUCAAGGCCAUCGGGCCCCACCUUACCAAGGAUGGGGACAAGGAGAACAGCGAUCUGCAGGCCAAGUACCACAAACUGCUGGCACAGUCUCAGGAGCGGCAGCAGCAUCUGAACUCCCUGCAAGAUUACAUGCAGCGCUGCACCAAUGAGCUGUACUGGCUGGACCAGCAGGCCAAGGGCCGCAUGCAGUACGACUGGAGUGACCGGAACCUCGACUAUCCCAGCCGACGGCGGCAGUAUGAGAAUUUUAUCAACCGGAACCUGGAGGCCAAAGAAGAGAGGAUCAACAAGCUACACAGUGAGGGUGACCAGCUGCUGGCCACUGAGCAUCCCGGGAGGAACUCCAUUGAGGCACACAUGGAAGCCGUGCACGCGGACUGGAAGGAGUACCUGAACCUUCUCAUCUGUGAGGAGAGCCACCUCAAGUACAUGGAGGACUUCCACCAGUUCCAUAAAGACAUGAAAGACGCCCAGGAGCUGCUGAGGAAAGUGGACUCGGACCUGGACCAGAAAUACAGCCCCGACUUCAAGGACCGCUACCAGAUUGAGAUGCUCUUGCGGGAGCUGGACGACCAGGAGAAGGCACUGGACAAGUAUGAGGACGUGGUGCGGGGUCUGCAGCGCCGAGGGCAGCAGGUGGUGCCUCUCAAGUACCGGCGGGAGACGCCGCUCAAGCCCAUCCCAGUGGAGGCGCUCUGCGACUUCGAGUGUGACGAGGGUAUGAUCUCGCGAGGCUACAGUUACAUCCUGCAGAAGAACAACGGGGACAGCUGGGAGCUCACAGACAGCAUCGGGAACAGGCUGACUGCCCCAGCCGUCUGCUUCAUGAUCCCCCCAACUGACCCCGAGGCCCUGGCUCUGGCCGACAGCCUGGGCAGCCAGUACCGGACUGUGCGGCAGAAGGCAGCCGGGAGCAAGAAUGUGCUCCAGCAGCGGUACGAGGUGCUCAAGGCGGAAAACCCUGGAGACGCAUCUGACCUGCAGGGGCGGCAGCUGCUGGCCGGUUUAGACCAAGUUUCUCGAGACCUGGACCGGCAGGAGAAGGCCAUCACGGGCAUCCUUCGACCACCGCUGCAUCAGGAUCGGGCCGUGGAAGACAGUGCUGAGCGGGCCAAGGACCUCAAGAAUAUCACGAGUGAGCUGCAACGCAUCGAACCUGAGAAGACUCGGAGCACGGCCGAGUGUGAGGCCUUCCUCCAGGCCCUCCCGGGCAGUGGCACCGCACCCCUGCUCAGGAACCGGGUGGACGACACCAAUGGCAAAUAUGAGCGCCUGGCCCAGCUACUGGACUCGGCUCAGGAGAAGAUGGAGGUCAGCAGCCGCCUGGAGGAGAGCCUGCAGCAGGGCCGGGAGCUGCUGGCCACAUACGAGAGCCAGCUAACCCAGGAUGACACGGUGCCCGAGAGUGGCCACACCCUGGACAACAAGAUACAGGAGCUGGCCGCCAUGGGCUCUGAGCUGCAGGCCAAGCCGUCCGUCUUGACUGAAGCUGAGCAGAAUCUGCAGGCGGCCAAACAGUGUUCAGGCUUACUGGCCAGCCGCUUCCAGGAGCACUGCCCCGACCUGGAACGUCAGGAAGCCGAGGUCCACAAGCUCAGCCAGCGCUUUGAUAACCUGCGCCAUCAGAUCAGCCGCAGGUUCCAGAGCCUGCAGAAUGCCAAGGCCGCUUAUGACAAGUAUCACAGCGGCUACAACCACAUGUCACAAUUCCUGUCCAACAUCCCCAGUUAUGAGCCCCAAGAGACAGACAGCCUCAGCCAGAUGGAAACCAAGCUGAAGAAUCAGAAGAACCUGCUGGAUGACAUCGCCAACAGGGAACAGGAAAUACAGACAGUGUGUGCCAACUCCCAGCAGUAUCAACAGGCUGUAAAGGACUACGAGUUAGAGGCAGAGAAGCUAAGGUCCCUGAUGGACCUGGAGAGUGGAAAGAACAACCACGUGAGCAAGAGGGCCAGGCUCCAGUCGCCGGCCGCCAGAGUGAAGGAAGAGGAAGCUGCUCUUGCUGCCAAGUUCACGGAGGUCAAUGCCAUUAACAGACAGAGAUUGCAGAAUCUGGAGUUCGCGCUGCAUCUCCUGAGACAGCAACUGGAAGUGGAAAUGCCCCCCGAAAGCCUGCAGGGGAGCACGCCAGGGCCCGGGGUGAAAGAACUAUGGCAGAUCAGGAAGGAGCUGGACGAGGAGAGCCAGAGGCGGCGGCAGCUGGAGUGUGAGGUCCAGAGCGCGCAGGAGGAGAUCCUGAGUCUGCAGAGCCGCGAGCAGCCGCAGGCCGUGGUGCACAAGGAGGUGCUGAAAAAGGUGCCGGACCCCGCGCUGGAGGAAAGCUUCCGGCGGACACAGCGGACCCUGGCCGAGGAGCAACACAAGAACCAGCUGCUGCAGGAUGAGCUGGAGGGACUGCGGCUGCGGCUGCGGGUGCUGGAGCAAGAGACAGGGGCUGGUGGAGGGCAGGAGUACACGGUCAAGGAGGUGCUGCGCAUCGAGCCUGACCGGGUCCAGGAGGGUGAGGUCUUGCGUCUCCGCGAGGAGCUAGAGGAACUGCGCAGGCAGAAGGGCACUCGGGAGGCUGAGGUGGCCCUGCUGCGGCAGCGCAUCGCAGCCCUGGCCGAGGAGAAGAGCAGGACGCAGGAGAAAGUGACCGAGAAGGAAGUGGUGAAGCUGCAGAAUGACCCCCAACUGGAGGCCGAGUUCCGGAAGCUGCAGGAUGAGCAGCGGCUCGAGGGCCAACAGUGGGAGAAGCAGGAGGAAGAGCUGAGCUUCCUCCAGGAGAAGCUGAGGCGGCUGGAGAAGGAGCGGGCCAUGGCCGAGGGCAAGAUCACCGUCAAGGAAGUGCUCAAGGUGGAGAAGGACCUGGCCGCCGAGAGGGAGGUUGGUGACCUCAAGCGCCAGUAUGAAGAUGAGGCUGCCCGGGCGCGCGCCAACCAGAGGGAGAAGACUGAGUUGCUCCGGAGGAUCUGGGCCUUGGAAGAGGAGAACACCAAGGUGGUGGUCCAGGACAAGGUGCGGGAGAUCGUCCGGCCCGACCCCAAGGCCGAGAGCGAGCUGGCCAACCUGCGCUUGGAGCUGGUCGAGCAAGAGAGGAAGUACCGAGGGGCUGAGGAGCAGCUCCACAUUUACCAGCGUGAGUUGGAGGCGUUGCGGCAGCGAGGCCCCCAGGUCGAGGUCAAGGAGGUGACCAAAGAAGUCAUCAGGUACAAGACGGACCCCGAGAUGGAGAAGGAGCUGCAGCGGCUGCGGGAAGAAAUCGUGGACAAGACCAGGCUGAUGGAGAGGUGUGAUGUGGAGAUCUACCAGCUUAAGCAGGAGAUCCAGGCCCUGAAAGACACCAAGCCCCAAGUUCAGACCAAAGAGGUGGUCCAGGAGAUCCUGCAGUUCCAGGAGGACCCCCAGACCAAGGAGGAGGUGGAGUCUUUGCGGGCCAAGCUGUCGGAAGAGCAGAAGAAGCAGGUGGACGUGGAACAGGAGAGGGCUGCACAGGCACACAAGAUCAAGGAGAAGGAGGAAGAGCUGUCCCGGGUGAGGGAGAGGGUGGUGCAGCAAGAGGUGGUCCGUUACGAGGAGGAGCCCAACCUGCGGGCCGAAGUGAACUCCUUCACCGAGAGCAUCGAUGUGGAGCUGCGACAGAUUGACCACCUCCGAGGGGAGCUACGGCGGUUGCAGCGGCGGCGCAGCGAGCUCGAGCGGCAGCUAGAGGAGCUGGAGCGUGAGCGUCAGGCACGCAGAGAGGCCGAGCUGGAGGUGCAGCGCCUGAAGCAGCGGCUGGCCGGCCUGGAACAGGAACAGGAAGAGGAUGAGGCCCGAGAGAAGGUGACCCGCAAGCAGAAGGUGGUCCUGCAGCAGGACCCCCAGCAGGCCCGCGAGCAUGCCCUGCUCCAGGUCCAGCUGGAGGAGGAACGUCACCGGCGGCAGGUCCUGGAGAGCGAGCUGGAGACUCUGCGUCAGAAGCUGCUCAACCUGGAGAAGAUGGAGGUCAAGGAGAAGGUGGUCUUCUCCGAGAGCGUCCAGGUGGAGAAGGGAGGCAUGGAGCAGGAGAUUCAGAAGCUCAGGGGCAGCUUGGAGGAGGAGACCCGGAGCAAGCGGGAGCUGGAUGCCGAGGUGAGCCGACUAGAGGCCAAGCUGUCUGAGCUGGAAUUCCAUAACUCCAAGUCGUCCAAGGAGCUGGACUUCCUCAGGGAGGAGAACCACAGACUGCAUCUGGAACGGCAGAACCUGCAGCUGGAGGCCCGGAGGCUCCAGGCGGAGAUUGAGAUGGCGGCCACAGAGACCCGAGACCUGCACGGCGUGUCCACAGUAGAUGCCGGGCCGAGCCUGGACUCCCGGCUCUGGUCCCUGGAACGGGAGCUGGAGGACCUCAAGAGGCUUUCCAAGGACAAGGACCUGGAGAUCGACGAGCUACAGCGGCGUCUGGGCAACGUGGCCGUCAAGCGGGAGCAGCGGGAGAACCACCUGCGGCGGUCCAUUGUGGUCAUCGACCCCGACACGGGCCGAGAGCUGUCCCCGGAGGAGGCCCGCCGGGCAGGCCUCAUCGAUUGGAACAUGUUCGUGAAACUUCGCAGCCAGGAGUGCGACUGGGAGGAGAUCUCAGUGAAGGGCCCCAACGGGGAGUCCUCAGUCAUCCACGACCGCAAGUCCGGCAGAAAGUUCUCCAUUGAGGAGGCCCUCAAGAGUGGCCGCCUGAGCCCUGCCCAGUAUGACCGCUAUGUCAACAAGGACAUGUCAAUCCAGGAGUUGGCUGUCCUGGUGUCCGGGCAGAAGUAG